This is a messenger RNA of Liolophura sinensis, 8079 nucleotides long. Its product is annotated as cyclin N-terminal domain-containing protein 1-like. The transcript has 9 exons. Gene Ontology annotation, biological process: reciprocal meiotic recombination. Gene Ontology annotation, cellular component: site of double-strand break. The record is from RefSeq and is a predicted model, not a curated record. The coding region runs from base 375 to 1307 and encodes 310 amino acids. Lineage: Eukaryota; Metazoa; Mollusca; Polyplacophora; Chitonida; Chitonidae.
UGCUGUCUGCAUGAGCCUUUUUUUGUGAAACGCAGCUGUACUAGUUAUAUCCGUCAACUAACACUGCUUGUGAAUUGCAGGCUGUCGUUCCAGUAAUCGCCGGGCGAUUCGAAAGAGAUCGGAUUUGUCAUGUGGCAGUGUAUAUUUUGAUAGGAGGUUUGAAGGAUCGUCUGCUUUAGUGAAAAUUUUGGCGUUGCCAGGCCGUUCACUGCAUACCGUACUUAAGGCUUAACAAGAAAACACGCCUGGAGUGGAGAAACAAAAAAACAUUGUGCUCCUGCAUGCAUGGCUUUGCAAUGAGGCAGCACUAUGCAUAUGUUGGCACUGAGAAAGGGCUGUGAUAUACAUGUAAGUUACCAUUUAUCAGGUGUGUCAUGCCUCAUUUAAACGAGGACAUGAUAUUUGGGACUCCUCCAGAACCACAUUUUAACCACAAGUCAUUGUCACUGUCAGCCCCUCUCCUGGAGGAGUGGCUGACAGUCUUGUCAGAAGAGAAUUGUCGGAGAGUCAGCUCAGCAGAUCCCAGACAACUUUUGUUCAGGAAAGGCCAUGCAUCUGAGGUCAUAUUCUUGGUGUGUGAUAAACUACGUCUUAGAAAUGAUGCAAAGUACAUAGCUGUGGAGCUGUUUAACAGGUUUAUGAUUCAGCAUGUUAAGGAUCUGUACAAGCAUGUAUGUGAGUCAUCCAGCAGAACAAAGAGGAAGGAUUGGUUGGGCAUCAUGGAACGAGUUCAAAACCAGCUCAUCUUGCGGAUUCUGUCCUGCUGUCAGCUUGCCAGUAAACUCUCCUCACAUUACAGGGUUGUUACCGUGGCAAGAGUGCAGAGAUUCCUUGCAGGCAACGGGCAGCGGUACACGAGUGAAAGUCUUCUCAAGUCAGAGCUGCGGGUGUUGAAAACACUGGACUUUAAAGUGAACGUCAUGUCACCUCUCACGUACCUCGAGUGCUUGUUGGAAAUCAUAGGUCACAAUGAACCAGGGACAGAGGUGAAAGUGUAUCAUGGUGUGAGUGUUAAACUGCUGGACCUGGUGUACAUGAAGCAUGAAGAGAUCUUCAACAGGCUAUAUCAGACAGCCACUCAUCACUCCAGCAUCUCUCCAGCAGAUAGGGAGAAACUGGCUGGUGUGGAGGCAGAUAAGAUGCUGUUGGCCGUAGGAAUAAUCACAGCUUCUGUUUUCAUUAUUGAUCAGGGACAAGUUGAAAAGGUACUUCUGGCUUUAGAAAAAAUUUCACAGAUUCCUCAAGAAGAUAUAAUGGAUUUUUGUACAGUGUUGGUGACAACAGUAGCUAAAGGAGGAAUGAUUUAGCCCAGCCAGCAACGUUUGGACGUAGGUUGUAUAUGGUGACAUGCACAUAGGUAAGAGGUUGAGUUUGAACAUCCACAUUUAGGAUAUACUCCCACUAUUCCUACAUGCAGAUGCAUUAUUGUGACAUAGUUGGUAUGUGUUACAAUUUGUCCAAGGGCAGCGGGAUGUGGCCAAGUGGUUAAGAUGCUAGUCCUACAAUUCCCAGAAGAAAGGAUGUUAGAUGUUCCCCUGCAGACAUUCUUAGGGCAUUGACGCAAUGAAUCAGUUAACAGCCGUAAUGUUGCCGUGUAAGAGUACAAGCACAGUGGUAUUAUUCACCCAACAUCUUCUUGUGGGAACAUCUUCUUGUGGGAACAUCUUCUUACUUAUGAAUAUUUGUGCUGUUCCAUUGUAUUUGUAACGUAUGAAGUAUCAAAAUAUUGGUGGAACACGCUGUUAGUUUUCUUUGAAAUAUAGUAACAAAAGCACUCUCUUCAUUUUAGUGAUUGUGAUAAGAUAUUAGAUUUUUGUAAGCCGUUAAGAGAUGUAUUUAACUCAUUGUUGUUUUAGUUAUAUUUUACAACAUCAAAGACACUUGUGAGAUGUAAAAAUAUUAUAUAUGAGACCACACAGGGUUUCACAGUUAUUCAGCAUACGGCCCUCUGAUAAAUGCCACAUAUUAGGUUAAUCUCAACCCAAUGCAUUGUUUCCGAGAUAAAAAGUCCAAUAUUCUGUGAUAUAGUUUUGUGCCAAGCCAAUCUGUGAUACAAGCCAUUUCCAGUUUAUACAGUUGUACCAGCUGUAUUGUAGUUAUUGUUACAUGUUGUUAUGUAGAACUUAUCCAGAUGUUAUGUAGAACUUAUACAGAUGUUUUGUAUAACUUAUUCUGAUGUUAUGUAUAGCUUAUUCCGAUGUUAUGUAUAACUUAUUCUGAUGUUAUGUAUAACUUAUUCUGAUGUUAUGUAUAACUUAUUCUAAAGUUAUCAAAUAGACUGAAUUUACAAGAUGAUCAAAGGGCUUGCGUUAUGUAUUCUGAAACAUUUUUUAACAGUGUACUGUGACUGGGUGAGAUGGCUUGUCUUUUCUUGGUAUAUUGUGACGGAAUGGAAUGUCUUGUCUGGUGACAGUAUACUGUGGCUGAGUGGGACGUCUUGUCUAGUGUCAGUAUAUUUUGUUGGGUAUCAUGUGGUGUUGUGACUGGAUGGGGUGUCUUGUGUGGUCUCAGUGACCCAUGACUGGGUGGGAUGUUCUGUCUGCUGUCAGUAUACUGUGACUGAGUGGGAAGUCUUGUCUGAUCGUGUUAUAUUGUGACAGAGUGGGAUGUAUUUUCUGGUGUCAGUAUACUGUAACAGAGUGGGAUAUAUUUUCUGGUGCCAUUAUACUGUGACAGAGUGGGAUGUCUUUGCUGGUGCCAGUAUACUUUGACAGAGUAGGAUGUCUUUCUGUUGUCAGUAUACUGUGACUGGGUGGGAUGUCUAAUGUGGUAAUAGUGUACUGUGACUGGGUGGGAUGUCUAAUGUGGUGAUAGUGUACUGUGACUGGGUGGGAUGUCUAAUUUGGUGUCAGUAUGCUGUGAUUGGAUGGGAUGUCUAAUGUGGUGUGGGUAUACUGUGAGUGGAUGGAAUGUCUAAUGUGGUGUGGGUGUACUGUGACUGUGCGAGAUUCCUAAUGUGGUGAAAGUGUACUGUGAAUGGGUGGGAUGUUUAAUGUAGUGAUAGUAUACUGUGGCUGGGUGGGAUGUCUUUUAUGGUGUCAGUAUACUGUGACUGGGUGGAAUGUCAAAUGGGGUGUCAGUAUACUGUGACUAGGCAGGAUGUCUAAUGUGGUUAUAGUAUACUGUGAUUGGGUGUUAUGACGAAGGUGGUAUCAGUACACUGUGACUGGGUGGGAUGUGUUGUGUGGUGUCAGUAUACUGUAAUUGGGUAUGAUUUAUUUGGUGUCAGUAUACUGUGACUGGGUAUGAUUUAUUUGGUGUCAGUAUUCUGUGACAGGGUGGGAUGUCUAAUGUGGUGUGGGUAUACUGUGAGUGGAUGGAAUGUUUAAUGUGGUGUGGGUGUACUGUGACUGUGCGAGAUUCCUAAUGUGGUGAAAGUGUACUGUGAAUGGGUGGGAUGUUUAAUGUAGUGAUAGUAUACUGUGGCUGGGUGGGAUGUCUUUUAUGGUGUCAGUAUACUGUGACUGGGUGGAAUGUCAAAUGGGGUGUCAGUAUACUGUGACUAGGCGGGAUGUCUAAUGUGGUUAUAGUAUACUGUGAUUGGGUGUUAUGACUAAGGUGGUGUCAGUACACUGUGACUGGGUGGGAUGUCUUGUGUGGUGUCAGUAUACUGUGACUGGGUAUGAUUUAUUUGGUGUCAGUAUUCUGUGACAGGGUGGGAUGUCUUGUGUGGUGUCAGUGUACCAUGACUGGGUGGGAUGCCUUGUGUGGUGUCAGUAUGCCAUAAAUGGAUAUGAUUUAUUUGGUGUCAGUAUACUGUAACUGCGUAUGAUUUAUUUGUUGUCAGUACACUGUGACUGGGUGGAAUGUCUUGUGUGGUGUCAGUAUACUGUGACUGGGUGGGAUGUCUUGUGUGGUGUCAGUAUACUGUGACUGGACAGGAAUCUAAUGUUGUGAUAAUUAAAUGUGAAUGGGUAGGAUGUCUAAUGUGGUCACAGUAUACUGUGACUGGGCGGGAUGUCUUGUGUUUUGUCAGUAUACUGUGGCUGGGCAGAAUGUCUAAUGUGGUGAUAGUGGAAUGUGAAUGGGUAGGAUGUCUAAUGUGGUCACAGGAUACUGUGACUGGGCGGGAUGUCUUGUGUUUUGUCAGUAUACUGUGGCUGGGCAGAAUGUCUAAUGUGGUGAUAGUGGAAUGUGAAUGGGUAGGAUGUCUAAUGUGGUCACAGGAUACUGUGACUGGGCGGGAUGUCUUGUGUUUUGUCAGUAUACUGUGGCUGGGCAGAAUGUCUAAUGUGGUGAUAGUGGAAUGUGAAUGGGUAGGAUGUCUAAUGUGGUCACAGGAUACUGUGACUGGGUUGGAUGUCCUGUGUCGUGUCAGUACACUGUGACUGGGUGGGAUGUCUUGUGUGGUGUCAGUAUACUGUGACUGGGCAGGAUGUCCUAUGUGGUGAUAGUGGAAUGUGACUGGGUGGGAUGUCUAAUGUGGUCACAGUAUACUGUAACUGGGUAUGAUUUAUUUGGUGUGAUGUCAGUAUACUCUAACAGAGUGAGAUGUCUUUCUGGUAAACAUACUGUGACUGGGUGGGAUGUCUUGUGUUUUGUCAGUAUACUGUGACUGGGUGGGAUGCCUUUUUAAGGUUACCACGCCAAAUUUACCAGGAUAUAAAGCUACAUGUGCAUAUGGGGUGUGAAUUAGGGAUCAAAAUAUUUCUAUAUUUAUUUGAUUGGCUAACAAAAUGUUGACUUUCGGGGUCUGGAGAGGUAUGAGAAAAAAAAACUUAUUUUUUACAUGGCCUCAUAUACCGUGACAGCUGUUUUAUAGCAUGGUUAUUGUUACAUACAGUAUUGCAAGCGUUCGCCUGAAAACCAUGGUUGCCUAUCAACAAAGAAUCAGAUAUGUUUGUUUAGAAAUACAGUUUUUCUUGUUCCAGAUAUAAUAUUGAUUACGAUGUAAACUCGACGGUUAGAAAACAGAUGUGCACUAUGUUCGUACUCCAUUUGCUCAUAUAUAUCAUCUUUUUCCUAACCGCUAUAUUUUGAGUUUUGUGUUACGAUAGUAACCCUGAAAAUCCAUACUAAUUCAGAACAAUGCAAUCCUGAGAGGACGCAUUAACUAAAAAUAAAAUAUUUUUUUAUCAAGCAAAGCACGUGUAUAUAGUACUGGUAGCUCUUGUACGAAUGCAGAAUGAACGAUCACAAUUUACAUCUGAUCCGAUAUGUAGGAUUAAAAUUUUGUCAAUGCAAGAAACUUAAAAGAAACUUAAACUACCUUUAAAUAUAAGCGCCAAGUCCGACAUUCCUAUACCAUUCGUACAUCUAAUACGUACAUCAUCGGGUAAAUGUAAAUCUUGCAUUUACGUGAUGAUGGAUUGACUUCAUUAUUGCCGUUGAAACCACAUACGACAAAGAAUCUACAGCAGUAUAUAAUACAUUUAAAUCUCCCUGGUAUAGAAUUUGUGCAGAGCUGUGUAUUGCUUAUUGUAGUCUGAGUAUAUUAGUUCAAUUAUAUUCGAAGUAUUAUUUUAACUCUUUUUUUUAAAUCAUCAAUAAACCAAAGCUGUCCCCAGUAUUACCCUCGUACACAACUUACACCCGACCCAGAUGGCUUGUGUUGCUGCCAGCAGUAAUUCUCUGCAGACUUGACGCGCCAGUUAUGGCGUGUUACUGAAUGGUGUUGUUAACACUUAGAACUAAUUACGUUGCCCUGGGUCGAAAUAACACCAUUUGAAGAUUACGCAACCAGUUAAUGGUAUGGAUGCCAAUUUGCAUAUCUGAGUUGAGUGUUUCUUGUGCUUCCAAAACUCCGAAGACGGACUCUUUCUUCUAUCUGCCUAUUACGUGGAAAGAGUUCUGUUUUCAAAGGAUUAGCUUUGGGAUUAACCAAAUUUUUAAGACGUAACGAAGAGCUGAGUGUGAAUUCAAAGCUGAAAUAACUAUUUAGUCUUCCCAAAGGUGACAUGUUGUACAUGGAAGUAUAUGAAACUGUCUUCAACCAUUACCAUCUUGUGGUUCGUCAUGUGUUUGAGAAUGCUUUAAAGACAGGAAAACAAUAUGCCCAAAUUUCUAAUUUUCAGAACGACAAGUAAGCUGAUUUAAACGUAGCUAUUUUCCGUUACAGCUUUUUUGCCCAUCACUCUCUUCAAUGGAUUCUCUCUACAUUUAGCUGUUGCUUCUAUUCGUACUUAAUAAUCAUCAUUUUGUAAGCCUGCCGUUUAGUUAAAUAUUUUGUCUCAUACCUACAUGGCCCAUACCUACAUACCUACAUACCUACAGGCCCAUAUGCUUUGUAAGUCUUUAAUUUACAUGCCAUAUGUCGAUUGGAGUCUUAAUCAUAUUGUAGAUCGUAACAUUACCUUUUUCAGAUUAAUCGUUAUUGGAGUUACAAAUAACCUCACAAUCUGGUCAAACAAAGAAAUUCAGUGAGCUAUACUAAUUUGGUACGUAUAGUAAAAUCCCUGUAUACUAUUGGACAAAUAUAGCCAAAGAUAUGUUUCUUCGCUAUUCACAACUGGUACAAUAUAUGGAUAACCUGCGUUGAAAAAGACAUACUCUUAUAGCGCAUGUGCCGCGCUCUACGCUCGCUUUACAUCACUCUCACCUCCAGACAAGUUUGACUUGUAGGCUUGAAUGUGUAGGCCUAGCUUCACCACCGUCCUCGUGCGGAACUAUUUAAUCAGCAUUCAGCAGUAAAACUGUUUCAGGUGUUGGUUAGAAUCAUGUUGUGCAAACUUUAGACACCGGUACAGAGAAUGCAUGUGUAUAAAAUAUUAUUUGAUACAAAGGUUGAGACAGGUUUUAUUUUUCGGACAUUACUUCUUGCCUCAUCAGCGUGACCCCAGUGACCUUGACGUUGUUCAAGACUUCUGUACAAAUUUUGCGAGUGGUGGCUGUGAUGUAGUGGUGAUGGCGGUGAUGUACAGCAAGCUUAUGGAAAGACCGAUGCGCUGUUAGGUGUAGGCCAUGCCUUAAAUCCCGUCCAUUUUUGUACAGGCACACGCCAAACGCCGAAAACCUCUGGGUAAAAGCGGCCACCAUUGAACAGCAGUGGCCAUUGCUCACGCCGAAUGAGACAUAUUUGAUUUCUUUUACAUCACUGAUCCAGAAACGAACUGAACGCAGUGGUUAGUAUGGAGGGGUGAGGAGGGAAAUGUUAUAACUAUGCUGCCAGUGAUAUAGCGCUGUGGAGUUUAGCUCUCAAUGAGCGGUACGGACCAUUUAUUAGAAAUUGUUUACAGCGUGCGAUGGUCUCCCUUUCCCUCUGUGUGGUCUCAUUUAGUCAUUAAUAUGAUGGAUCUAAUGUAAUCCAUUUUAUAUUCAGGUCAUUUUAUGUUUAUGACCUACAUCAAGCACCAGUUUACACAUCUUACCAUAUAUAAAAUCUUAUCUUCCUCGUAGAUAGCAUCGACGUAUGUAAUGUUUUACCAUGAGAGGCAUUUCAAGAAAACCACAUAUACUUAGUUUUUCUAGCAGUAAUCAUUGGAAGAUUCUGAUUGAAACGCUCGACCUAUUUGGUCACGAGAUAUUGUCUGCACGGAGGCUACACUUGCAGACCACCAUAAUCACGGAGUUUGUCACGGUAGCCUGUAGAACAUACCUACUCGUUACGCUUUAUAAGAUCACAAAGUAUUUUCUAGUUUGUUUAAACCUGAUGACCUGUGUGCCAACGAGUCCAGGGAAUUGAUUUUGAGAGAUACAGGCCAAAAUUAAGAAGAUGUAGAACGAAGAGCAACAAGUCUGCCUGCCCCAUUUCCUGUCGAUAGGGAUCUGAGAGAGUGUCGCAAACUUGGCUAUCUGUUGACAUCAUUGCCUACAGUGUACUUAGUUUGCAUUCAGAGGACGUUCAGUAAGCCGCUCUGACAACGCCCAACUGUCCCAUAUGACAAUUGUGAAGCCUACCGCGACAAACGCUAUCCGAUAUAUAUCAUGAACUCUUGUUAACUUUCAGAUAUCGCUUUGAAAUGCCGAUCAUGUGUCCUUAAAACAUAGAGGGCACCUAUUACAGGCACAGGCAGGUACAGGAAGAGCCCAUGGUGAAUUAUGUCCGAUGAUAGAAUUAUCUUUAUAUCUAUCAAAGUCCAAUUUGGUGACAAAAAGAAAUUAUGACAAAUUUAUAAAUAAACGCAAAGCUAUAUGUAUGUA